Molecule: messenger RNA, 2175 nt
Organism: Nyctereutes procyonoides (raccoon dog)
Lineage: Eukaryota; Metazoa; Chordata; Mammalia; Carnivora; Canidae
Gene: TRAPPC2
Product: trafficking protein particle complex subunit 2
Exons: 5
Coding region: 750-1172 (140 amino acids)
Biological process (GO): endoplasmic reticulum to Golgi vesicle-mediated transport
Cellular component (GO): nucleus; cytoplasm; TRAPP complex
Source: RefSeq, a predicted model, not a curated record
CACAUAACUGGUACUUUAUGAGUGAAUAACCACUUACUGUUUUUGUCUGGGGAUUCAGGUUAACGAAGUUAAUGUAAAAUAAAAGCUCCUAGCAGGUUAUCUGACUGGAGACUGGCAUUAAUGCGUGUUUCUCUUGGGGUUUUAAUUUAUUCCAAAAGUUGUCAAUUACAGAAGAGAAGCCUUUGCUUCUGAAAAUAGUAACACCUCAGAUGGUGUAACUUUUGUUCCUGAGAUUUCUCAUGUUGCUGAUUAGUAUACAAUCACAUUUGUUGAUCCAAAAUAGAAAAUAUGUGGAGACCUGAAGGCCCGUAUUUAUUGGGAGGGUUUUUUUUUUUUUUUUUUAAUAUACCUGUCUUCAGGUUCACAGUGUACCUAACUUUGUUUUUGUCACAGUUGCUAUUUAAAAAUCAGGCUCUUUGAGAUAGUUCAAGUUCAGUAGAUCUGCAUCCUCGUAUGUACCAGCUAACCUUUCUCCCCUUUUUCCUGAUUAUACUCUAAGGCUUUUUUCUUAUUUCACACAUUUCCAUUCAUUUUCUGCUUUUGCCCUUCUCAUGCCAGCCUCACAGAUACAUGGUCUCGUUUUGUGUGUUCAUCACUAGUUAGCGUCCUCUUUCAGUUCAAGGUAGUCCGGAGCUCCUAUAUCACCACUUUGAUUUCUUCAGUUGUCACGCACUCUCUCAAGCGGUUUCCAUCACCUAGCCAUCAGAGGCAGCUGCUGUUUUCAUCCCAGGAGCUACAUAUUGAAGACAAUGUCUGGAAGCUUCUACUUUGUAAUUGUUGGCCACCAUGAUAAUCCAGUUUUCGAAAUGGAAUUUUUGCCAGCUGGAAAAGCAGAAUCCAAAGAUGAUCAUCGUCAUCUGAACCAGUUCAUAGCUCAUGCUGCUCUCGACCUUGUAGAUGAGAAUAUGUGGCUAUCGAACAACAUGUACCUGAAAACCGUGGACAAGUUCAACGAGUGGUUUGUUUCGGCAUUUGUUACUGCAGGUCAUAUGAGAUUUAUUAUGCUUCAUGACAUAAGACAAGAAGAUGGAAUAAAGAACUUUUUUACUGAUGUUUAUGAUUUAUACAUAAAGUUUGCAAUGAAUCCAUUUUAUGAACCCAAUUCUCCUAUUCGAUCAAGCGCUUUUGACAGAAAAGUUCAGUUUCUUGGGAAGAAGCACCUUUUAAGUUGAAUCUGGAAAAGUUUGGAAAUACACAAUGUCACUACAAUGGGGUAUUCUCAGGAAUGUGUACGUUGUAAGUAACUUAAUUAAAUAGCCUGGAAAAGUUUUACUUCUAGUCUAAAUUUAUCUAAACUUAAUGAAGUUUCUUGUAUAUUUCAAAACAGUACAUUCAGUUUCUUAUGAUUAUCAACAGAUCAAUAUUUGCUUGUGAAUAGUGUUACUUAUAAACUCUUUAUAACCUUGAAAAUAUCCUUAUUCUAAAAAUUAAGAAUGAGCUUUUGACUUUACUCAUUCAGAUAGUUUGAUCUUGAUGUCACGAUCCAGAACCAAAUGUCAUUGUCAAGAUUUUGCUAGACAGAUUUAAACCUAAAAGUCUCUGCAGUAGGGAAUGAAAUUGAUAGCAUGUACAUGGGCUUCUAUACGUCUAGAAAUAUUGUUAUAAAAAUCACAUAGGCAGUAUAUAUAACACUACUCAAGAAGCCGAAGCAAGCAGCUUUUGCAGUGCCAAAUGCCACGAAGCCCCCCUCUGUCAAAGACUGGGAAUAGUGAUUCUGCUAAAAAUCUAGAAUCCUAGAUCCAUAUUUGUAAAAUGGGAAGCUGGGACCAAAGUGACAGGUUAUGUUCUUAUAUUGCCUUUCCUUCAGACAGUAAACUGAAAGUUAAGUGAACCUGUUGAUAGUUCUACUAGUAAAAAGGUGGAAAUCUGGAACUGUAAACAAAAGUUUAUAUUAACAUUUGCAUUCUUGGCUUUUUUAGGCUGUAUACCAAGGGGUGGGGAGUGGCCUCCUGUAACAAGUGGGAUCUUACUAUAAACUACUAAAUGUCCACUUAAAAAACAAGUACUAUAACCAGAUAUUUUCUGUGCUAAUUGUGAGCACUCAAUUUUGUUCCAUCCUGAACAACUUGAGCAAAUCAUUCCAAGUUUGGUAUCAGACCCUUGUGUGAAGUUGGUGUCAUAAUUGUUUACCCCAUUUAUUUAUUUGAUUUCUUAAAUAAAGAUGCUUGUCCAAGA